Messenger RNA from Pteropus alecto (black flying fox), 4093 nucleotides. It is a transcript of the gene ARMH4, whose product is annotated as armadillo-like helical domain containing 4. The record is from RefSeq and is a predicted model, not a curated record. The coding region runs from base 285 to 2603 and encodes 772 amino acids. The transcript is spliced from 10 exons. NCBI's taxonomy places the organism in Eukaryota, Metazoa, Chordata, Mammalia, Chiroptera, Pteropodidae.
UCCCAGACAGUGGAGCCGGCCGCCACCGCUGCAGGGGCUGCCGCGGGGAUGCAGAGCGCGGGCGCCACCGCUCUCCGCGCACUGCUCGGCUGAAGGCGCACAGGAAUUUGGAAUUAACUUAGCUGAGUAGUUCUGGCUCAAGUUCUCUCAAGAAGUUGCAGUCAAGAUGUCAGCUGGGGCUGUAGUAAUCUGAAGACUUGUCUCGGUCUGGAAGUUCAGUUUGCAAGGACUCAGUUACUGAAAUUAUCAGCGCUACCAUCUUCUGUGCAAAUUUCUCUUCCACUAUGACAAGAACAAUUGUAUUGCACAUUUGUCUGGCUUUCUGUGGCCUUCUGCUUCUCAACAUUGUCACACAAUGUCUGGCCUUCCCUCAAGUGGAAAGACGGGAGAUAGCUCAUGUUCAUGAAAAAAGAGGGCAAUCUGAGAGAAUAAACACAGACGACCCAGAAAAUAACUCCAUUACUUCAAAGUCCACUCCCCAACCAGUGGUCUCUGAAGAUCCAAUGAGAGGGUUAGUGGGACCAUCAGCAACGUCAUUAAAUAAAGUAUCCCCUAUUAACAAAGAAACCCAUUCUAUGGGAGGUGAGCUCAUGCAAUUCAAUAGCCCUGAUGUUGACAUUGCUACUGAACCAGUGGUCUCAGCAGGGGAAGAAGUAUUUGGCUCCAGCCAGCCAGAGAGAACGUCGCCUGAACGCUGGCUUUCCAAGGCCAUGGUAACCAACCCUAUUACUGCAACUGCUCUGAUUAUUGAUGAGAAGCAGGAGACCUUCAGUAGUACCAACACUCAGCCCAUUGUAGAAGGGACCACAGAAGCAACACAAGUCUUUCUGAAGUAUGUGGAUAAUCAAUUGUUUACAACUGAAAGUCAGGAAGGAGUUAGUCUGGGACAUUCAACCUCAUCCUUUGUGAAUGCUAAAAAAAAAUUAACCACCAAUCCAAGGGCUGAAAAAUUUGAAGCAGGCACAGAACAAAGGACAACUUCUUGUGCUGGUACUGAGCCCACAGCAGGCACUGAGUCUGGAAGCCUCCUGUCUGAUAGGGAGAAACCAUCACGGAUGAGAGCUGAUAAUAUCCAGGCUACUGUCACUAAGCACAGGCUUGCAAACUCUGAGUACACUCUAAGUGUUGAGCUGGAAACUGAUAGCCUGCUGGGAGCCCCAGAAGUCACAGUGAGUGUCAGCACAGCUGUUGCAGCUUCUUCUGUUGUAAGUGAUGAGUGGGAUGACACCAAAUUAGAGAGUGUAACAAAGCUUGGAGACAAUACAGAAAUUCAGGUGAGAAUGGAAACAUCUCAGACAACCCAAGUAACUGAAAAUGGUGUAGAAGGUAUGGAAGGGGGUGAACCUUUGACAGAGGCUGCACAUAGGGCUCUGGGGCUGCCUAAAGGGGAAACACACACGGGGACAGCCCUGCUAAUACCACAUGAGGAUAGCAGAUCAUCUGCCUUCAUCAAGCAAAGUUCCUUUACUCCCACAACGCUGAUGGAAGAUAUGAAAGCCUCUGUUGAAAACCUGUUUCAAAAUACUGCAGGCUUCUUGGAACCCACCAAGGAAAACAAUGCUAUGGUUUUUUUAGAGACUACUGUUUCCAUCUCAGAAUAUGAGUCUGAGACAUAUCAACCACUGGGAAAUACAUUUAAAGACAUCACCACUCAAGAGAUGACAACAACUGUUCAAGAAGCAGAUGCCACUUUAUCAUUGGUGACACAAGAGCAGCAGGUUUCUACCCUUGAAGUUACCAGAGAAAAUGGCGAGACUGAGGAAGGAAGAGAGUCCUCCUCUGGCGCAUCUGAUGUUCCCAGUGUUACUCAGCUGCUGAGGAGAUGGGAGCCUCUGGCCACUACAGUUUCCACUACAGCUGUGCCUCUGUCUUUCGAAGUUACUCCCACCGUGGAAGACCUAAUGGACACAGUCACUGGGCCAAAUGAGGAUUUUUUCACACCAAUUUUGGGCUCUCCAGUGACACCCCCUGGAAUAAUGGAGGAGGCACCCAGCAUUUCCCCAGCAUUUCCUGAUUCUGAGGCAUCCUCUGAGAGAAGAACCGUUGUUCCAUCCAUUAGCCAUGUGACUACAGCUGCCUCAUAUGGCCUGGACCAACUUGAAUCUGAAGAGGGAGAAGAAGAUGAGGAUGAGGAGGACGAGGAGGAGGAAGAUGAGGAGGAGGAAGAUGAGGAGGAUGAGGAAGAAGACAAAGGCACAGAUUCCCUGGAUGAGAGCGUGGAUGGUGACGCCGAGCUGCGUGGGUUUACUGUCCCUGGCCUCACAUCACAGGAACCUGGGUUGGAGCAGGAAAACAUGGACCUUCUGGAGGGAGCCACCUACCAGGUGCCAGAUGCCCUGGAGUGGGAACAGCAGAAUCAGGGCUUGGUGAGAAGCUGGAUGGAAAAACUAAAAGACAAGGCGGGCUAUAUGUCUGGGAUGCUGGUGCCUGUAGGGGUGGGGAUAGCUGGAGCCUUGUUCAUCUUGGGAGCUCUCUACAGCAUUAAGGUGAUGAAUCGCCGAAGGAGAAAUGGCUUCAAAAGGCAUAAAAGAAAGCAGAGAGAAUUCAACAGCAUGCAAGAUCGAGUAAUGCUCUUAGCUGACAGCUCUGAAGAUGAGUUUUGAAUUGGACUGGAAUUUAAUUGGGAUAGUAAACAAUGCUAUUUUAUUUUUAUUCGGGGGCAAAAAAAGAACAACAUCCUGCCACAUUGCUGCUGUCAGCCCAUCAGUCUCAUUAUCUGCUGGGCAGUAGAUUUUUCCUGCACUGAGCAGAAAAGGCAUGCUGUAUACUAAAUGUAAUAUGCAGUGUUUGUUUUUAUUCUGUAGUGAAUUUUCCACAGACAUGGGCUACAACUCAUAAAGAUACAGCACACAUGUUGUUCAUUAGGAGUUGCUAGGUAAGGUAGAGUAAAUAUUUUGUAUUUUUCCACAGUGUCUUUCCUUGGUUUGGAUUACUUACACUAAGUAUAACAUUAUUGCUACCAAGGCAUGCUUAACUCUGAAAUAGAAAUCAUAACAAAGAAUAACUUGUGAUGAGUUAUUAUAACUCUACCUACUUGCAGCCAUAGGCUUGUGGGCUAUGGUACAUGUUACAUUUGCAUCAAAACUGGCAGCAACUCAAAGUGGAAUCUUUUUCAUCAAGAAAAUCUCUCAGCACAUUAGGAUUAUACGUAGAUUUGUAUAUAUCUUGCAUCAUGUAUUUCUGUCUCCCAGUUUUAUUAUCUUUCUGUUUUAUUCGCAUUCUUGGCCAGGAAAAAAUGCAUCAGAAAUAAUACAUUAAAUUGACUCAGUUUUAAUAUAUGUUUGCUUUCUUAAAUAGUUUCAGUCCAGCAUACCUAUCAACAGAUUCUUAUGUGUUUAUCAUUAAGAGAUAGGUGUUUUUUUGUUUCGUUUUGUUUUUUUGGUGUGCCAUUUGACUUUGUCAGGAAGAAAUGAGAGAGAAAUCAAGAAGAAAACGAGGGAAGGUAAGCUCCCAGAGCAUUUAUAUCUACCAUCUGGCUCUGGGCUUGCAUGGCCAUUAUUUUGAAUUAUUCGGAGGGUUGCUUUUCUACACCUGUGAUCUUGGCCAUGGAAUCAAUGGGCUACACAACAGAGCUUAUGAGAAAACAGCCUCUCUCAGGGCACCCCACUUCGAGGAUGUUGGGCUAUGUUAGAUCAUUUCUUAUUCCCUUAUUCUUUGUGCUAUCUUUUGAAUCUGGGUAUUUGGGACUUACAGUAAGUUGAGUUUUUGGCUCGAAAAUUCUCAUGGAAGAAUAAAGGUUACUAAUAACACUGUUCAUAGUGCUUUACACCAUGGGAAACUUUUUCACAUUUGUCAGAGCCUGUUACAUGAUAUUUGAGGCAAGUUGUACAGUUAUUCCUCAUAGCUACCAUAUGAGGUAGGACAUAUGUUUUUUAAUCUCCCAUUCAACUGAAGACAGAACUGAAACAGAGAAACAAAAUGAUUAUCCAGAGUUAUACCAGGAAGAAUAAGGACUAGAACUCACCUGGACUCAAACCAUGCACCUCUAUCUUCAAUUCAAUGCCCUUCCCACACACUUGGGAGGAAGCAGUGAUAUUUCAGAGUCCUUCUUUAAAACCAAUGUUCUAACGAUAAAUGGCUACUUGGUCAAGGC